AUGCAAUUCACGAACCUCAGCGUCGCUCUCUUCGCCCUGCUUGCUGUAGGGGCAUCUGCCGCAACUCACAGGGUUGAGGUUGGCAAGGGUGGACUCAAAUACACCCCCGAUACCAUUAAUGCUGCCAAGGGAGACAUCAUCGAGUUUCAUUUUGACUCCAUGCACACGGUUGUUGCCGGCGACUUCAACAAGCCAUGUACUCCAGCUACCAGUGGAGGAUUCUAUUCUGGUGAUCUUCCUGCGAGUGGAAACUCAUUUUUCUCAAUCACUGUCAACAACACUGAUCCCAUCUUCUUCUACUGCGUCAUUGAAGGCCAUUGCCAGGCCGGAAUGGCUGGUGUUAUCAACCAGGGCUCCGACACGCUCAAAGAGUAUCAGAGCGCUGCAGCAAACACUGACAAGAGCACCAGCCCAAAGGCUGCGUUUGGUGGCACCGUCAGCAGCAAAUCCAUCACCGAGUCCACAUCUACCACGACGACCACCGCCUCUGAGUCGUCAAGCACCGUGUCCGCAUCUAUCACGACGACCACCGCCUCUGAGUCGCCAAGCACCGGGACCUCGACUACCUCGAGCCCAGCUGCAGUCUCCCCAAGCAGUGUCCCGGCGGCCGCUCCACAGCUGACUGGCCCAAUCGUCUGCGUAUCGCUCUUCGCUCUGAUUUUUGGCGCUAUGCUGGCAUUUUGA
Molecule: messenger RNA, 684 nt
Organism: Fusarium falciforme
Lineage: Eukaryota; Fungi; Ascomycota; Sordariomycetes; Hypocreales; Nectriaceae
Exons: 2
Coding region: 1-684 (227 amino acids)
Source: RefSeq, a predicted model, not a curated record